Messenger RNA from Musa acuminata AAA Group (dessert banana), 676 nucleotides. Its product is annotated as 14 kDa proline-rich protein DC2.15-like. The coding region runs from base 61 to 444 and encodes 127 amino acids. Lineage: Eukaryota; Viridiplantae; Streptophyta; Magnoliopsida; Zingiberales; Musaceae. The record is from RefSeq and is a predicted model, not a curated record. The transcript has a single exon.
CUCCAAGCAAUCCAUCACAACCACUUGCAAGUGUUCCUAGUGAGUUGUUUCUGAGAAGCCAUGGCGUCCAAAGCCUCAGCUUCGCUUGGCCUCUUUUUUGCCCUCAACCUCCUCUUCUUCGCACUCACCAGUGCCUGCGGCACCACCUGCCCCACGCCCACCCCGAAGCCGUCCUACGGUAAAUGCCCCAUCGACACCCUGAAACUGGCCGCCUGCGCCAACGUGCUCAACGGCCUCAUCACCAUCGGCAUCGGCAAGUUCCCCAAGCAGCCAUGCGAGUGCUGUACUCUCAUCGGCGGCCUCCUCGACCUCGAGGCCGCCGUCUGCCUUUGCACCGCCCUCAAGGCCAACAUCCUCGGCAUCAACCUCAACGUCCCCAUCGACCUCAGCCUGCUCCUCAACUACUGUGGCAAGAACGUCCCCAAGGAGUUCCAGUGCCCUUGAGCCCGUCACCCAUCGUCUCCGUCAUCUCUAUAUCCUUUCCGUUCAUGUGAAGGUCGUCAAGUAUGGUGUUCGACGCGCGUGUUAGUUAUCUCUCUAUUCUACGGGAGAAUUUGGUUUGCUUUCGAUGUUUCAAGAUAUAUGAUGGUGAGUAAGUGUUGGUGUAUUAAUGUACUUGUUAUUCUUUGUUAAUUCCAAGGUUGUGCAAUAAUAUAUUUGUUGGGACAAUGCGUCA